AUGUCAUCCUCGCCACUUCACAUCCGUGUGCACCGCGCCGCACCCAUCAGCACCGCAAAGCGCCGGCCGCGCCAACACCAGUCCCCCUCCGCGUCGCUGCAACCAGCGCCUCCAUCCGCAGCGGCGCACAUCUCCGCGCAUGGGCGCAAGCCCGCCUCCCGCGGGUCGCUUUUCGCCGCCAUCCUCGGCGCGCCGCGCAUGCACCCCACCGCGCUCGCGCUCGCCAUCGUGGGGGCGGCAUGCGUUGUCUGCAUCCUGAUACUGGUCGGCAUCCACUUGUCUUUUAGCGGUGUUUUCAAGAAUGGGGCGGGGGAAUCCGUGGGAGGAUGGCGGAGGGGGAUGGGGGGAAGGGCGCGGGGAGACGUGCGCGUGGGAGAUGGGGAGCAUGAGGGGCGCACCAAGGGACGGUGGACGCAGAGGCAGGCGUAUAAGUGGGUGCUUGGAUGGGUGAGAGGGGAGGCGAGGAGGGGAGGAGGGGAGGAGUGGAGGAGGGGAGGAGUGGAGGAGGGAAGGAGGGGAGGAGGGAAACGGUGGGGGAAUGCGGAGGGGGAUGGGUGGAAGGGUAUGGGUGGAAGGGUAUGGGUGGAAGGGGAUGGGUGGAAGGGGAUGGGUGGAAGGGUAUGGGUGGAAGGGGAUGGGUGGAAGGGGAUGGGUGGAAGGGGAUGGGUGGAAGGGGAUGGGUGGAAGGGGAUGGGUGGAAGGGGAUGGGUGGAAGGGGAUGGGUGGAAGGGGAUGGGUGGAAGGGGAUGGGUGGAAGGGGAUGGGUGGAAGGGGAUGGGUGGAAGGGGAUGGGUGGAAGGGGAUGGGUGGAAGGGGAUGGGUGGAAGGGGAUGGGUGGAAGGGGAUGGGUGGAAGGGGAUGGGCGGAAGGGGAUGGGCGGAAGGGGAUGGGUGGAAGGGGAUGGGUGGAAGGGGAUGGGUGGAAGGGGAUGGGUGGAAGGGGAUGGGUGGAAGGGGAUGGGUGGAAGGGGAUGGGUGGAAGGCGAGUGGGUGGGCGAGGGGGUGGGCGAGGGGGUGGGCGAGGGGGUGGGCGAGGGGGUGGCAUCCCGGUGGGCAGAUGGACGCGAGGAUGGACGCGAGGCAGCAGAUGGACUCGAGGCAGCAGAUGGACGCGAGGCAGGGAAAUGACGGGAGGUGGCUAGGAGAGGCGUUGGGGUGGCGAGGGCAUGAGAAGGUGAUGACGAGGGGGGCAGGGCCGCACAGGCAGGUGUGA
Messenger RNA from Closterium sp. NIES-65, 1212 nucleotides. The record is from the annotation of a GenBank genome assembly. NCBI's taxonomy places the organism in Eukaryota, Viridiplantae, Streptophyta, Zygnematophyceae, Desmidiales, Closteriaceae.